Molecule: messenger RNA, 1593 nt
Organism: Mya arenaria
Lineage: Eukaryota; Metazoa; Mollusca; Bivalvia; Myida; Myidae
Exons: 8
Coding region: 151-1185 (344 amino acids)
Source: RefSeq, a predicted model, not a curated record
ACUAGUAUUCUUGAAUACCUGAUACCUUAUUAAUAAAUAAAUUCAUAUGAAGGAGUAUUGUAACCGGAGUGUUUAAAUACAAUCUAUUUUCGGUGAAGCGAGUCGGACAAGGUGCAUAAUUUAAAUUUUAUGUAAGACAAGAAAACUAGAAUGAUGAAACGUUUAAAAAGGCUGGUGUGCGCUUCUAAAGAUGUUUUUCCACCUAUUUUACAAGACGGAGGCACCUCUGGACAGGAUGACAGGGCUACUUCUUACGGCGACCAUAGGACACGUGAAAGUUCGUGCCAAAAGUGCAAAGACUAUAAGGAAGAACUACGAGCCCAUGAGAAAACAACACAUGAGCUGAACGCAGCAUGCAAGACAUACCUUGACACUAUAGAACACCUAGAUGUGAAGAAUGAGAAGCUUAAAGAGGCGUCCGAGAUACUUACUAGGAAGAUGGCAUGUGUACUGGAAGGAAGUGACAAGUUGGAACGUUUGGACGACAAGUUCUCCAACACAAAACUAGCCCAACACUUCGACGGUGACAUUAAAAAGCUAUGGGAGGAUUUGAACGAGGCGAUUGUUGACGACGACCAAACCAUUAGCGAGGUUCAUCGUUUGCAUAUGGUUUCUGAAAUCAUGAAGGAUGUCUAUAAACGAUGCAAAGACAGAGCUGAUCAGCACAUUCGACAAUUUUGCUUUCUUGGAGAAAAAGAGUCAUUGCCGAACCGUGCAGAAAAUACUGAUAUUUCUUCAAAUGAAUUUGCUGCCAUCCUGAAGUGUAGACGCAUUUAUGGUCAGAAGGAGUCGGUGUUAGCUACUGUGAAGCAGACGAUUACGGAUGCCGUAUUAGAUGGACAAGCAUCGAAACGUAUUACAACAUGUGAAAAGAUGUCAGCGAACACAAAACACAUGCUCACAAAAUUCAUUGAAGAUGUUUCUGAAUGCUGCUGGUUAAUGGUCAUAUCAAAGCCAUCGCUGUGUCUCAACUUUAACGUUGUAGGACAGAAAUACGAGAAUCUUGAAAACAGAUUUGUUGCCAUAGCAACUGAGGAGAAUGUCACCAGCUCUAAACACCCUGAAGGGUCGGUCCAUAUGGUUGUAUGGCCCUCCGUCGAGCUGGAGGAAAGCAAAACAGGCUUUAUGGUGAAAGGGGAAGUAAUCCUUGUGUCAGACAAAACGUCUACACCAGACACAGAAUAGGUUCAAUGAUUGAAUUUGUAAUUACAAAAUAAAACUGGGGUUCGUUUUAUGCAGACUCAGCAAGGUUUAUACAUGUGCUACUGUUAACAGUGUUUUUAUUCUAUUUUGUGGAGAAUCCCAUAACAAACGUUAUCAUUGAAACGUUAUUACAAUGUUUUUUAUUUGUGCUGAUGUGAUUCAGAGAGUUUGAAGGAUAAAAUACGAGUGGUAUAUAUAAUGCCAAUUUAAUUUAAGGGCAAAUCUCUGCUGUUUCAUUUAAGAAGGAUCAACUUAAUUUUUUCAUUCACCAACUAUCAUAUAUUUGAUCUUUAUGAAUUGUUUGUCCAUUUUUAGUUUAUUUGUCAAUCGAUACAUGUUAUCAUUUUUUUCAUUUAAAAAUAAACUUUGUCGACAAAUUUACUGUGUCCU